CUUUCCUCACCCCUAGGCGCUGGCGGUGGUGCAUUCCCGAACCACCAAACUCAAUCGACGGCGGCGCGGCGCCUGCACGUCGACGGCUGCCUUCUCAAGCGCGGAGCCUGCACAUCGGCGGCUGACUUGACCCGCUUACGCCCCACCUUCCUACCUUCUCCUGCCCCGCUUCAUCCACCCCGCUGCUUGGCUGCGCCGUCCUGCCCCGCGACGCCGGAGAACGCCGGCGGUUGCCUCUCUUGCUCCCGCACGCCGCACCAGCCUAAGCUCUGCCGGCUGACUGAGGCAAGCUUUCCCUCCUCUUUCCGCCGAGGAGGAGAUGGCGCCACUCGUACUCAAGCGCCGCAAGGCAGCACCUUCCCCUUCCCCUCCCCUUUCGGAGGCUUCUUCCGACUCCGGCAGCGACUCCGACCUCAACCUCCACGACAACUCCGACCCAGAGGACGGCUUCUUCCCCGCAGGGAGCGCUGCCAAUGACGAUGACCAAGAUUUCUCUGCCAGCGACGAGGAGAUCGACCAUGACGAGGAGAGCGGCCAUGAAGAGGAGGAUGAUGGUGAGAUGGGGGAGCUCGAGGAGGAGUAUCGCACCCUCCAGGCCAGUCAACAAAGCAUUCUUCAGACAUUGAAACAGCACAGGGAUGAUGAUGCCUCGAGAGGCCAGGCAGUCAAAAACCAAAAGGCACUAUGGGAUAAGACCCUGGAAAUGAGAUUCUUGCUGCAAAAGGCAUUUACCACUUCAAACAAGCUUCCCAAGGAUUCCACCAAGUCAAGGUUCUGCAGUCACGAUCAGGAGAUAGAGCAAGCAUAUGUUGAUCUGUUGGAUUCAUCGAAACAGACUCUUGGCUCCAUGCUUGAGCUGCAGGAGGCUUUACUAGAGCGGAACCAGGCUGCAAAGGAUGUGAAAGUGACAGAUACUUUGCCUAAUUCAACUGGAGAGAAUGACGAGUGGUUGCAAAUGCAGAAAGUGCAGACAAGAAUAACCCUGUUCAGAAAUACUGAGAUAGAUAAAUGGCAGAGGAAAACACAGGUCACAACUGGCGCUGCUGCACUGAAAGGAAGGUUGCACGCAUUUAAUCAGAACAUAAGUGACCAAGUUGCUGGUUAUAUGAGGGACCCAAGCAGGAUGAUUAACAGGAUGUACCUGCGGAAAUCUGAUGUUGGUGUAUUUGGGGAGGGCAAAGAUGUGGAAGGUGAUCCUGAACUCAUCGAUGAUUCUGAAUUUUAUCAUCAACUUCUCAAGGAGUUUCUCGAGUCAUGUGAUACGGGGGCAUCUGAAUCCGCAUUUUAUGCUCUGAGGAAGAAGCAGCACAAGAAGAGAAAACUUGUUGACCGCCGUGCUUCAAAGAGUAGAAAGAUAAGGUACAGUGUCCACGAGAAGAUUGCUAAUUUCAUGGCCCCGGUACCGAUGACAGUUCCUCCGAUGGCUUCAAAAUUGUUUGAGAAUUUAUUUGGAAUGGGCAACCAAAAGGCCCCUGCGGUCUGAUUUAAGAAACGAUUCAAAAUUUUGACGUCAGAAGAAGAUUUAGCUAUUCCUUCUUACGUAGUUUUAAACUGUAAUAUGUGAUGGCCUUACUGCUAGAAGAGCAGUGAAGCAAAAUUGUUGUAUCGUUGGGCCUAGGAAGCGCAUUUCUGUUUUAUAUGUAGUCUCUGUGUGAUGGAUGGUAUAAUUCAAAUCCCAUGGGAGUGAUGUACUUUCUCCGUUCCUAAAUAUAAGUCUUUGGAGGGAUUCCACUAUGGACCACA
Molecule: messenger RNA, 1743 nt
Organism: Triticum aestivum (bread wheat)
Lineage: Eukaryota; Viridiplantae; Streptophyta; Magnoliopsida; Poales; Poaceae
Product: protein BFR2
Exons: 13
Coding region: 320-1483 (387 amino acids)
Cellular component (GO): nucleolus; nucleus
Source: RefSeq, a predicted model, not a curated record